Messenger RNA from Saccoglossus kowalevskii, 2103 nucleotides. Its product is annotated as guanine nucleotide-binding protein G(I)/G(S)/G(O) subunit gamma-12-like. The record is from RefSeq and is a predicted model, not a curated record. Gene Ontology annotation, cellular component: heterotrimeric G-protein complex. Gene Ontology annotation, biological process: G protein-coupled receptor signaling pathway. NCBI's taxonomy places the organism in Eukaryota, Metazoa, Hemichordata, Enteropneusta, Harrimaniidae. Gene Ontology annotation, molecular function: G-protein beta-subunit binding.
AUGGUUGACUACAUCCUUAGUGAAAGUAAAGUGCCCACCUAUGCCUUGGUGGAUUACACCCUUAGUGAAAGUAACAUGCCCACCCAUGCAUUGGUUGACUACACCCUUAGUGAAAGUAACAUGCUCACCCAUGCCUUGGUUGAUUACACCCUUAGUGAAAGUAACAUGCUCACCCAUGCCUUGGUUGACUACAUCCUUAGUGAAAGUAACAUGCCCACCCAUGCCUUGGUUGAUUACACCCUUAGUGAAAGUAAUGUGCCCACCCAUGCAUUGGUUGACUACACCCUUAGUGAAAGUAACUUGCCCACCCAUGCCUUGGUUGAUUACACCCUUAGUGAAAGUAAUGUGCCCACCCAUGCCUUGGUUGAUUACAACCUUAGUGAAAGUAAAGUGCUCACCCAUGCCUUGGUUGAUUACAUCCUUAGUGAAAGUAACAUGCCCACCCAUGCCUUGGUUGAUUACAUCCUUAGUGAAAGUAACAUGCCCACCCAUGCCUUGGUUGAUUACACCCUUAGUGAAAGUAACAUGCCCACCCAUGCCUUGGUUGAUUACACCCUUAGUGAAAGUAAAGUGCCCACCCAUGCCUUGGUUGAUUACACCCUUAGUGAAAGUAAAGUGCUCACCCAUGCAUUGGUUGACUACACCCUUAGUGAAAGUAACAUGCCCACCCAUGCAUUGGUUGAUUACACCCUUAGUGAAAGUAACGUGCCCACCCAUGCCUUGGUUGAUUACACCCUUAGUGAAAGUAAAGUGCUCACCCAUGCCUUGGUUGAUUACACCCUUAGUGAAAGUAACAUGCUCACCCAUGCCUUGGUUGAUUACACCGUUAGUGAAAGUAACAUGUCCACCCAUGCCUUGGUUGAUUACACCGUUAGUGAAAGUAAAGUGCUCACCCAUGCCUUGGUUGAUUACACCCUUAGUAAAAGUAACAUGCCCACCCAUGCCUUGGUUGAUUACACCCUUACUGAAAGUAACAUGCCCAUUCAUGCCUUGGUUGAUUAUAUCCUUAGUGAAAGUAAUGUGCCCACCCAUGCCUUGGUUGAUUACACCCUCAGUGAAAGUAAUGUGCCCACCCAUGCCUUGGUUGAUUACACCCUUAGUGAAAGUAAAGUGCUCACCCAUGCCUUAGUUGAUUACACCCUUAGUGAAAGUAAUGUGCCCACCCAUGCAUUGGAUGACUACAUCCUUAGUGAAUGUAACAUGCCCACCCAUGCCUUGGUUGAUUACACCCUUAGUGAAAUGAUGUUUUGUUUCCAAAGUCAUUCAGUGAUGUUGGUUACCAAGUCAUUCAGUGAUUUUUGGUUUCCAAAGUCAUUCAGUGACGUUUGGUUUCCAAAGUCAUUCAGUGAUAUUUGGUUUCUAAAGUCAUUCAGUGAUAUUUGGUUUCCAAAGUCAUUCAGUGAUGUUUGGUUUCCAAAGUCAUUCAGUGAUUUUUGGUUUCUAAAUUCAUUCAGUGAUGUUUGGUUACCAAAGUCAUUUAAUGAUGUUUGGUUUCCAAAAUCAUUCAGUGAUAUUUGGUUUCCAAAGUCAUUCAGUGAUAUUUUGUUUCCAAAGUCAUUCAGUGAUAUUUGGUUUCUAAAUUCAUUCAGUGGUGUUUGGUUUCUAAAGUCAUUCAGUGAUGUUUGGUUACCAAAGUCAUUCAGUGAUAUUUGGUUUCCAAAGUCAUACAGUGAUUUUUGGUUUCCAAAGUCAUUCGGUGACGUUUGGUUUCCAAAGUCAUUCAGUGAUAUUUGGUUUCUAAAGUCAUUCAGUGAUAUUUGGUUUCCAAAGUCAUUCAGUGAUGUUUGGUUUCCAAAGUCAUUCAGUGAUGUUUGGUUACCAAAGUCAUUCAGUGAUGUUUCUUUUCUGAAAUCAUUCAGUGAUAUUUGGUUUCCAAAGUCAUUCAGUGAUGUGUGGAAAAUGUCCCAGUCCACUGUGCAGCAGAUGAAAAAGACGGUGGAACAACUUCGCCAUGAAGCCAACAUCGAUCGUAUGAAAGUGUCACAGGCCGGAGCUGAUCUACAGACGUAUUGCCAGGAACACGCCCGAGAGGAUAUGCUACUCACUGGAGUACCAACUUCUGCCAAUCCGUUCAAGGAGAAGAAAACCUGCGCUAUCAUUUGA